UUCGCCUGAGGAACUUUAACAUUUUGGAUUCUCGAUUCUGUCUCCAAAGUUUUACCGCUCUCUCUCUCUCUCUCUCGAUUCGCCAAGGAAAAGCCCUUUCAUGCUUCCUUUCUAUCUCUGAUUUUGAUCGUCUCAUCUCUCUCUUGUUUGUAUGUGGCUUCUUCUUCCCUUUUUUGCCUCUGUUUCUUUGGAACCACUGGAUUGUGUUGUUUUCCGGGUGCCAGUUUUCUACUAACUCGCCGGAAUUUGUUGUCCUUUGGACCUGGCGAAAAAUUCGGCGGAAUUUCCCUUUUAAGCGCUUUCUUUUGCAGGAAAUCGCGGUGCUAUUUUCCAAAAGGCUUUCAUUUUUCUCUCUUCUGUGUUGUUUUUUUCUGGUUGGAUUUAGAGAUGGAUUGGAACUUUACAUCCUAGUCUUCUGGAAUGGUUAAAUGACAGUGAUUACCCUUACCUUUUAUAAAAUUCCCCAAAAAAUCGUCUUUUUUCUAAAACUAGAAAUUAUUAUUUGAGAAAUAUUUCCAUUUUCCCUCCACUUUUUAAUCUAGCAAAAAAGCAAAAAAAGAAGGGGUGGGUGUAGGCAUUUUGGGGAUUUGGAAUGAGCUUUUUAGGUUUGAAGUCGCGAUCAUCCUUGGGCACCUCGCUUUUUUGUUUCCUUUCAAGGUGUCACUUUCCCCUCUUAUUUUUAUCAUGAUUUUGUCAAAAAGUCUCUUGUGGUUCUCAUUUCUGAAAAACUAUUAUUAAAAAAUUAUUUCUCGAGACCAUGCCGUUUGGAUACUUAAGGCCGUCCAUUUGGUCUGACGCGUGUCGACCGUUCACUCCUUGUAAUGGACGGUUCUUAUUCCCCAGGAGUGAACGCGAGACUUGCCAAUGUCAAAAAACAAAAACUCAGAAUUCUUUGUCGGCAGCCGUAGGUUAGAGAGAGAAAACGAUCAAUUGGGUCAAUUGGGGUUGUUAGGAGUAGAAAAAGAGAGAGUUUGAUAUCCCUGUGGAAUUGAAUAUCCGAGCAAUUAAAGAGAGAGUUGGAUUUCCCUGUGGAAUUGAAUGUCCGAGCAAAGAGAGAGAGAGAGAGAGAGAGAGAGCUGGAUAUCCAGUGAGCCGAGAGAUAAGAGUGGUCAGAGUCAGUGUUCGAUUGCACGAACUGGCUGGUUCCCGGUCUACCGGGCUGGUUUUCUGAACACUGGUCAGAGUUGUGUCCAGAGAGAGAGUGUUUGUGUAUAAGUCUGUGUAGAAAGGGAUAGUUGGGUUUUAGAGAGAGAGUGUUUGUGUAUGUCUGGGAACCACCACAACCAGCAAAAAGCCAGUAAAAAUCUCAGUUUUCCAGAGAGAGCCAAGGUGGCUUAGGGGGCCAUGGCCAAAGAAAACCUCCAAGUCCUCGCUGCCCUCGAUGUUGCUAAGACCCAAUGGUACCACUUCACCGCCAUUGUCAUCGCCGGUAUGGGGUUCUUCACCGAUGCCUAUGACCUCUUCUGCGUCUCUCUAGUCACAAAAUUACUGGGCCGUAUCUACUACUACGAGGACAACACCCGUCCUGGGUCCCUCCCCCCGAAAGUGUCCGCCGCUGUCAAUGGAGUUGCGUUCUGCGGGACCCUCGCAGGGCAGCUCUUCUUCGGGUGGCUUGGCGAUAAGCUGGGCCGAAAGCGUGUCUAUGGUAUUACCCUCAUGGUCAUGGUCGUGUGCUCCAUUGCCUCUGGCCUCUCCUUUGGCUCGUCCCCGAAGGGUGUGAUAGCAACACUAUGUUUCUUUCGAUUUUGGCUUGGCUUUGGAAUUGGGGGGGACUACCCGCUGUCAGCUACUAUUAUGUCAGAAUACGCAAACAAGAGGACACGAGGAGCCUUCAUCGCUGCAGUGUUUGCGAUGCAAGGGUUUGGGAUACUCGCUGGGGGAAUGGUGGCAAUCAUAGUGUCUGCGGCGUUCCAUGCUAAGUUUGAUUCGCCCCCAUUUGAAAAGGUAGGGAAGGCAUCAACAGUGCCUGAGGCAGACUAUGUGUGGAGGAUUAUAGUGAUGUUUGGGGCACUGCCAGCAGCCCUUACGUACUACUGGAGGAUGAAGAUGCCCGAGACCGCUCGUUACACCGCGCUUGUGGCGAAGGAUGCCAAACGGGCAGCGGCCGAGAUGUCUAAGGUCCUCCACGUCGAAAUUCAAGCAGAGCCUGAGAGGCUUGAGCCCCAGGCUAAUGCCAACUCCUUUGGCUUCUUCAGCCGGGAAUUCGCUCGCCGCCAUGGCAUCCACCUCUUUGCCACCUGCUCCACAUGGUUCCUCCUGGACAUUGCAUUCUACAGCCAAAACCUCUUCCAGAAAGACAUCUUCACAGCAAUUGGAUGGAUCCCCCCUGCCAAAACAAUGAACGCUAUCCAAGAGCUCUAUUACAUUGCUCGUGCCCAAACCCUCAUUGCUCUGUGCUCUACUGUUCCUGGCUACUGGUUCACUGUCUUCUUCAUCGACAAAAUGGGACGUUUCGCCAUCCAAGUCAUGGGAUUUGGGAUGAUGACCAUCUUCAUGUUUGCGCUUGCCAUACCCUAUAAUCACUGGACCCAUCAUGACAACCGCAUUGGGUUUGUUAUAAUGUAUGCUCUCACCUUCUUCUUUGCGAAUUUCGGGCCAAAUGCCACCACAUUUGUUGUGCCCGCCGAGAUCUUUCCAGCAAGGCUUAGGUCAACUUGUCAUGGAAUAUCUGCUGCAUCGGGUAAGGCUGGGGCCAUAGUCGGGGCAUUUGGGUUUUUGUAUGCAGCCCAAAACAAGAACAAGGCGCUCACUGAUCCCGGUUAUCCAGCUGGUAUCGGAGUGAGGAAUUCAUUGAUUAUGCUCGGUUGUAUCAAUUUCUUGGGGACAUUGAUCAGUUUGUUGGUGCCUGAAUCGAAGGGAAAAUCGCUAGAGGAGAUGUCAGGUGAGAAUGAGGUCGACGACGAGGGGCAACAGGGGCAAGAACUCUCUAACCGGACAGUACCGGUUUGAUGGCGACAUGCAUCUUUUCUGAUGAACCACUUAUUUGUUUCACGUUUUCUAUCUCUAGGUAUCUUUAACUGGAUGAUCCCUGUCUGGUGAUGUAUCCAAAACCCAUAUGUUGUUUUCCUCUCGAGUCCCUAUUAUCUGCAGUUUUUCUCUCUGAUUGUACAGUGUCCGCCACCCUCUCAACAAAUUGGUUUGGGUUGUUUUGGUUUCAUUGUGUCUUUUGGUUUUUCAGUCCUUUUUCUUUGGCAAGCGAUUUGAUGGUGUGAUAUUACUGAGUCUGUAUUUCUUUUUGGAACUCUAGAUGAGAAACAUAAAGCAAGAAAAGAUUUCAGGCUUGGUGCAAUCUCUGUCUCUCUCACUGAGAGCUCUGAUUUUCUGUAGGAUUCUUAUGUCCCAGUUAGUUUCUCUAUGUUUGGCAAGAGUUUUGAUGGCUCUGGUUCUUAGUCAAAGUUUGAAACAAUAAAAUGACCAAAAAGCAAAGUUUGAAU
Messenger RNA from Amborella trichopoda, 3434 nucleotides. RefSeq names its product low affinity inorganic phosphate transporter 1. The record is from RefSeq and is a predicted model, not a curated record. Gene Ontology annotation, molecular function: phosphate transmembrane transporter activity. NCBI's taxonomy places the organism in Eukaryota, Viridiplantae, Streptophyta, Magnoliopsida, Amborellales, Amborellaceae. Gene Ontology annotation, cellular component: membrane. Gene Ontology annotation, biological process: phosphate ion transport; transmembrane transport.